UUCGGCGCUAGGACCUAGGAGAUGCCACAGAAGCAUUGCAGACAGAACGUUUGGGAGGUGUUGUAGAAGAAAGGCAAAAGAAACCGAGUAAAUGAGAGCACUUUUUGUACAGAUUAUUGAAGGAUUUAUCAGCUAAAUAAAUCGCCGAAACAGCUCAUUGUAAUGGAACGGACACACUAUUGAAAUCCUGUCCAGGCCCAGCCACAGCCAGAGAUGACUGGAGCACAACGCACUGCUGGCCCAGCCACAGCCAGAGAGGACUGGAGCACAAUGUGCUGCUGCCAGUACUCAGAGCAUGUGGGACCAACUGGCAGGUGUCAUUUUCAAUCUCUCCCUGACCGAGUCUGCAGUAACUACAUGUUUCAAUCAGACCACCAUAGUCCCUGUGCCCAAGAAAGCGAAGGUAACCUACCUAAAUGACUACCGCCCCGUAGCACUCAAGUCGGUAGCCAUGAAGUGCUUUGAAAGUCAUGGCUCACAUCAACACCAUCAUCCCGGAAACUCUAGAUCCAAUUUGCAUACGGCUCCAAUAGAUCCACAGAUGAUGCAAUCUCAAUGGCACUCCACACUGGUCUUUCUCACCUGGACAAAAGGAACACCUAUGUGAGAAUGCUGUUCAUUGACUACAGCUCAGUAUGCAACACCAUGGUUCCCUCAAAGCUCAUCACUAAGCUAAGGACUCUGGGAUUAAACACCUCCCUCUGCAACUGGAUCCUGGACUUCCUGACAGGCUGCCCCCAGGUGGUAAGGGUAGGCAACAACACAUCUAUCACGCUGAUCCUCAACAUGGGGGCCCCUCAGGGGUGCGUGCUUAGUCCCCUCCUGUACUCCCUGUUCACCCACGACUGCGUGGCCAAGCACAACUCCAACACCAUCAUUAAGUUUGCUGACGACACAACAGUAGUAGGCCUGAUCACCGACAACGAUGAGACAGCCUAUCGGGAGGAGGUCAGAGACCUGGCUGUGUGGUGCCAGAACAACAACCUCUCCCUCAACGUAAGCAAGACAAAGGAGCUUAUCGUGGACUAUAGGAAAACAAACAAGCCACCAUUAACAUUGAUGGGGCUAUAGUGGAGCGGAUCGAGAGUUUCAAGUUCCUUGGUGUCCAAGGAACUUGAACAACAAACUAUCCUGGUGCAAACUCACCAAGACAGCCGUGAAGAGGGCACGACAACACCUUUUCCCCUUCAGGAGACUGAAAAGAUUUGUCAUGGGUCCUCAGAACCUCAAAAAGUUCUAAAGCUACAUCAUCGAGAGCAUCCUGACUGGUUGCAUCACCGCCUGGUAUGGCAACUGCUCUGCAUCUGACCGCAAGGCACUACAGAGGGUAGUGCGUACGGCCCAGCACAUCACUGGGGUCAAGCUUCCUGACAUCCAGGGCCUAUAUACUAGGCGGUGUCAGAGGAAGGCUCAUAAAAUUGUCAUAGACUCCAGCCACCCUAGUCAUAGACUGUUCUCUCUGCUACCGCAUGGCAAGUGGUACCGGAGCGCCAAGUCUAGGUACAAGAGGAAACUGGUGAAAAGGUGACUACAGGCUCCUGCCCUGGACUGAGUGAAGGACGCUUGGGGAACAGAGCUGUGUCUCUCCCUGUCAGAACCCUGGACACACUACCCUGCCCACCAACAUGACUGAUGUGGCGAUAGUGAAGGAGGGAUGGCUGCACAAAAGAGGAGAGUACAUUAAGACCUGGAGGCCCAGGUAUUUUCUACUCAAGAGUGAUGGUACAUUCAUUGGCUACAAGGAACGACCACAAGAUGUUGACGCGUUUGAAACCCCCUUAAAUAACUUCUCAGUAGCACAGUGCCAGCUGAUGAAGACAGAGAGGCCCAAGCCCAACACAUUCAUCAUCCGCUGCCUGCAGUGGACCACUGUCAUCGAGCGCACCUUCCACGUGGAGACCCCCGAGGAGAGGGAAGAAUGGACGAAAGCCAUUCAGGCUGUAGCAGAUGGCCUACAGAAACAGGAAGAGGAGAUGAUGGACUCCUCCCCAGACCCAAUGGACAUGGAGAUGUACCUGACCAAACCCAGACUCAAAGUGACUAUGGACGACUUUGAAUACCUCAAACUCCUCGGAAAAGGUACUUUUGGCAAAGUGAUCCUGGUGAAGGAGAAGGCCACAGGACGCUACUAUGCCAUGAAAAUCCUGAAGAAGGAAGUGAUCGUAGCGAAAGACGAAGUGGCACACACACUCACAGAAAACCGAGUGCUCCAGAAUUCCAAGCAUCCGUUCUUGACAGGCCUGAAGUACUCCUUCCAGACCCAUGACCGGUUGUGUUUCGUAAUGGAGUAUGCGAACGGCGGAGAGCUGUUCUUCCACCUCUCCCGAGACCGAGUGUUCUCGGAGGAGCGGUCUCGGUUCUACGGGGCGGAGAUAGUGUCAGCGCUGGACUACCUGCAUGCUGAGAGGAACGUGGUCUACAGAGACCUGAAGCUGGAAAAUCUCAUGCUGGACAAAGACGGACACAUAAAGAUCACCGACUUUGGACUGUGUAAGGAGGGGAUCACAGACGGGGCCACCAUGAAGACCUUCUGUGGGACACCAGAGUACCUGGCCCCAGAGGUUCUGGAGGACAAUGAUUACGGUCGGGCGGUGGACUGGUGGGGUCUGGGCGUGGUCAUGUACGAGAUGAUGUGCGGUCGGCUGCCCUUCUACAACCAGGACCACGAGAAGCUGUUUGAGCUCAUCCUCAUGGAGGACAUCCGUUUCCCACGUACCCUCGGUCACGAGGGCAGGUCCUUGCUCUCCGGCCUGCUCAAGAAGGACCCCAAGCAGCGGUUAGGUGGAGGACAGGAUGAUGCUAAGGAGAUUAUGCAGCACAAAUUCUUUGCUGGGAUUGAAUGGCAAGAUGUUUAUGAGAAAAAGCUGGUCCCGCCCUUCAAGCCCCAGGUUACCUCGGAAACAGAUACACGGUAUUUUGACGAGGAGUUCACAGCACAGACCAUCACUAUUACACCGCCCGGACAAGAAGACAGCAUGGAGUCGUUUGACAGCGAACGGAGACCCCACUUCCCACAGUUUUCCUACUCUGCGAGUGGAACAGCCUAAACACACCCCUUUAUUCCUCUGGUCCCACCAUUUCCCCUCACCCCAGCAGACUGCACAUCCAACUACCGGGGUUUUCGCCACAUCCUUUCCUUACUUCACCAGUGUUUCAGAUAGUAUUGUUGAACAGACAUUUGCAAUCUGCAGGUUCGGUAAUUAUAUGGGAAAAAUACUCCAUACUACACAAAUGAAAAACCACUGAUUUGUUUCUGUGGCCUUUUAAGACUUUUCUAAUGGUGAGAGAGAACACUACAGUGCAUUUCCAGCUUGUCUUGAUGUGUGCAGUCAGACAAGCUUGAUGUUCAUAAAACCUAAUUUAUAGGAAAAGAGUAGUCAUGCAGCGAUGUGGUAUAUGAAUUUAGAAUGAUAAGGCUACACGUUCUUAAACUUUUGUCUUGCUUUUGUCAGCACCUGUUAUAUUUGUCACAUACUAUUCACAAAGUGAACGUUUGCCAUCGAAAAUGUUACGGGACCAUAAGGACUAUAUUGGAAUUAGCCAUUUAAAAUUGAAAUAUAUUUUGCUGUUCUUUGUUUAAAGGGGCGAUCUGCAGUUGUUACAUACAUUUUUUUGGACUCAUGAAUAAAUUAUAUGUACCCAUUGAUUCUUGAAGAAUAUAUCUUAUGAAUGCCUAAUGAACUUAGUUGAACUGUCAUACCCUAUCACAACCCAAAAUAUAAGAUAAUUUACCUCUAAAGUUUGUAAACAAACACUAUAUAGCCUCACACUAUGGUUAAAAUGAUCAUUUUGGAUAUUAUGGCAUCCAUAGCUCUGUCUAUGAAUUUUAGUGGUUCCAUUUCUCCAACCCAUCCCUCAGCUUUUUACAUAAACAGGGAUGGGGAGAACACUUUGUUUCAACUGCUGAUUUCCACUUUAAUACCAAUAAAUAUUGUGGCCCAACGGCAAUAACAAUAGAUGACCAAUGACUUUGUUUUCAAUGAAGUGGGAGAUUAGUCUGAUAUCGAUUUUUUUUAUCAAGACUUUCACACUAUCACUAUUUGACCAACACUUUGAAUCUCCUUGGGCUGCCAGUAUACCUAAUCAAUAAAAUGUAUUAUUCUGUAUAUCUAACUGUUAGUAGAACAUGGUCGAUUCUUAUAGGACUUCCAAUUCUCAAAAAACAUUCUUAUCAGAAUUUUAAAGCCCUAAAACAUUAGAGAACAAGGUGAGAAUUAUCCAAUGGACCACUGUCAGUCUAAUAGAGAAAUUAUGUAAUAGAGUGGCAGAAAGGAGAUUCGCAGAUAUUUAAAUAACGCUUAUUCUGGGGGCAGGCAUAAUCUAAAUAGAUUAAAGCUUGCUGUCAAUGAAUGUCAGAACUGUGUACACAUGGUCAAUUAGAUAUCCAUUUCCUGUGGUCCCAUUGAAAAGACAGAGUUACUCUAACCACCCUGGACUAUCAUGUGCUUGGAUCGUGGUGCCUCCCUGUCUGAAUGUUGUAUUCCAAACACUCUAGGCUGCUUCCCUCUGAACUUGCCAGGUACUGAUCCUUUCUGCCUAAUCAGGGAAUCUUUUCUCUCUUCUGGAUUUUCCUCUUCUACAGUAUUGGAUGUUUUUCUCCCAGUGUACUCACUGCAGCCUCAAUGAGGUCACUAUAACAAUAUAGUCCUGUAGGACUUACUCCAUAAACAAACUGGGCUGUGGUUCAGGGGGAAACAAGUUGAGUCAGCUUUGAUCUCUAUAGGUAGGGAUGUGUUCCAUUUCUCUGUACAUGGCUCUGAGUUGUUAUUUAUAGAAAACCAGCAAUGAAAAUGGAUUUGACUGUGCCAAUGAUAUGCACUUUCCUGCCCCAUUUUAUACCUUUACUUUUUAAAACUUUUUUUGUACCUCCUCUUUCCUAUUCCCGAGACUGAGGACACCAGCUGUAGUAAAUAAAUGAUAUCCACUUUGUACACUGUUUUUACUGUUUUGUUUUUUCUUUCAAAUUGAUUAAAUAAAAGGUCUUAACUAAACCUG
Oncorhynchus masou masou (cherry salmon) is the source of this 4995-nucleotide messenger RNA. RefSeq names its product RAC-alpha serine/threonine-protein kinase. The record is from RefSeq and is a predicted model, not a curated record. The transcript is spliced from 15 exons. Gene Ontology annotation, cellular component: nucleus; cytoplasm. Gene Ontology annotation, molecular function: ATP binding; protein serine/threonine kinase activity. Gene Ontology annotation, biological process: protein phosphorylation. Bases 1626 to 3047 code for a protein of 473 amino acids. Lineage: Eukaryota; Metazoa; Chordata; Actinopteri; Salmoniformes; Salmonidae.